ACAGGGGGUCACCUUUUUGACCAUUAUUUAUUACACUCCAAACGCCACUUUUCUGUCACUGGAACAGUAAUUGAGGUUGCGUUGAGCAAAGCCCGGCAGAUGUCGUGUAGCAGGUUUUUGUGACAGGGCGAUGCCGGUGAAUGCACUGGGCGUGUGUGAAGAUAACGCAAACGAGGGCUGGAUGUGAAAACUGUCAGGAACAGAUAAUGCUCAGUAACCGUCGACCCCGGCUUGCAACAAGUCAGUCUUUCUAAAGAGAGUGCCCAGUACCAUGAAGUCAAGAGUGUGUCCAGAUACUCCGAUAUUUACAGCACCUGCUUACUCACGGGUCAUCUGACUUUAUACAGUAAGUUUCGACAGACGAUGAUUAGAUGAGACUCGUGAACUUAGUUUUGGUCGUCUUCUCCAAAUACACGAGACAAUGUUGCGAAUGACAAGAUUCACACUAAGGCCACUACAGCAGUGUAACAUUACCUGCUGUGGGUCAAAUGCAUUAUAUCAUGUAUCUAAUCGGACCUCAAGAACGCCACGGAAAAGGCAGCUGAGCGAGAACGGAUCGUUUGAGGUCCGUGUGAUGCCUGUCUGUAAGGGAAGGAGCGCGUCCUGGCUCUCUUGUCUCAGACCUGGGGGGCUGUUUCCGCCCGAGAGAGCGUGGGCACGCUGCAGACACUCGGCUGCUCUCUAUAGCACAUCUACGGACUCCAAACAAACCGAGAAGUCUGUGGUAAGUCAGGAGAGCAAAGUCAAAACCUCAGAAAACUCGCUGCGUGUUCCCUCGGAGGAUGUCAAGAAGCUGCUGCAGCUGGCGCAUCCUCAGCGGUGGAGGCUGACAGCUGCCGUGGGGUUUUUGGUGAUCUCCAGCUCUGUCACCAUGUCUGCACCGUUUUUCCUGGGAAAAGUGAUCGACACCAUCUACACUAGCCCUGCAGAGGACUUCACCUCCUCCCUUACCUCCCUGUGUAUCUUGCUAACAGGGGUCUUCCUCUGCGGGGGCGCCGCAAAUGCUGCCCGUGUCUACCUCAUGCAAAUCUCAGGGCAGCAGAUUGUUCGGAAGCUGCGGGUGUCCCUUUUCUCCUCGAUCCUGAAGCAAGAGGUGGGAUUCUUUGAUAAGACUCGAACCGGUGAGCUCAUUAACCGCCUUUCGGCAGACACGGCCAUCGUCGGGCGCUGCCUCACUGACAACCUGUCCGACGGGCUGCGUUCCCUCGCCCAGGCAGGGGCCGGAGUUGGCAUGAUGUUAUAUGUGUCACCUAGUCUGGCAGCUUUUGUGCUGAUGGUUGUUCCUCCUAUUGCCUGCCUGGCUGUAAUUUUCGGUCGAUUCCUGCGAUCCAUAUCGAGACGCACGCAGGACGCGUUGGCAGAGGCUACACAGUUGGCAGAAGAGAGGAUCAGCAACAUACGGACAGUCCGGGCUUUUGGAAAAGAGCUGACGGAGGUGCAGAAGUACUCUGAAAAGAUUGACUAUAUUUUUGCACUGGCUAGGAAGGAGGGCGGGCUGUCUGCUGGAUUCUAUGGAGUGACAGGACUGAGUGGAAAUGUCAUCAUCCUGAGUGUGUUGUAUAAGGGAGGUCUGUUGAUGGCCAGUGAGGCCAUGACUGUUGGGCAGCUUUCCUCUUUCCUAAUGUAUGCCUUCUGGGUGGGCAUCAGUAUCGCAGGUUUCAGCUCAUUUUACUCCGAGUUAAUGAAGGGACUUGGUGCUGGGACUCGUCUAUGGGAACUCAUGGACAGAAAGCCUGAAUUUCCUCUCAAUGAGGGGCUUGUAUUAACACCAGAGCAGUUAAAAGGGGAACUGGAGUUUCGUAAUGUGUGUUUUGCUUACCCAACAAGGAAGGAUUCCCCCAUCUUCCAGGAUCUAAGUCUGUCUGUGCCGGCCGGGUCAGUGAUGGCAGUGGUGGGAUCCAGCGGUUCAGGCAAAUCCACUCUCGUGUCACUAUUGCUCCGACUCUAUGAUCCUGAUUCAGGUGUGGUCAGUGUGGACGGCCGUGAUAUACGAGACUUGAAUCCUUACUGGUUGAGGAAUCACAUCGGUACUGUAAGCCAGGAGCCAGUUCUAUUCUCCUGCUCUAUUGCUGAGAACAUUGCUUACGGGGCGGCAGACACAAGUCACGUCACAGUGGAGGACAUCUACAGGGCGGCGCAGAUCGCCAACGCUCAUGACUUCAUCCAGGAAUUCCCUAAGGGCUAUGAUACAGUGGUAGGAGAGAAGGGGGUAUUGCUGUCAGGCGGACAAAAACAAAGAGUCGCCAUAGCACGAGCCCUGCUGAAGAAUCCAAAGAUACUGUUAUUGGAUGAAGCUACGAGUGCUCUGGAUGCAGAGAAUGAGUUCCUGGUACAGGAGGCAUUAGAGAGGCUAAUGGACGGCCGCACUGUGUUGAUCAUCGCUCACCGUCUCUCCACCAUUCAGAGCGCCGAUGCCGUGGCUGUGCUGGACCAGCACCGCGUGAUGGAGAUCGGCAGCCACGCCACACUCCUUGCCAACGACCAGGGGCUUUUCCGCAAGCUGAUGGAGAAGCAGGCCUUUCUGCAGGCCGCGCAGAAACACGCUCUCUCCAAAUAGAAGUCAUUUAAAGACUUCAAAGGGAGCGCACAAAUUCAAACAUGUUUAAAGGCAUUUCAUAUGUUUUUUUAUUGUGCACUCCAAUAUGACUGAAAUGUAGCUAUUUAUCAUAAACUGCCAAGUAACUGGAAACCAGUUGUAUACUGAUCAUUGUUAAGGACAAUGGCAAACAGUCACGGCUUACAUGCUGCGGACCUGAUAUAAUACUCAUACGAGUUGCGGAAAACACUGCUUUUUAAAUAGUUUUACGCUUUCAUAGCCCAAGAAAAACAUUAAUACAUUACAAAGAAAGCUUUGGAAAAGCUUGAAAGGAAUAUGAGGGCGAUUUGAAAUAAGAGACCGAGUUACUUGAUGCUACUGCUACCAUUACUUGUAAUAAAUCACGUCACCUUUUAUUAAGGAACGGGUGAUGAUCAGUUUAUUGAAGUGUACCUAGGGCCUCAGUCAGGAAACACAAACAGAAUGAAUUUCUGUGUAAACUGCACAUAAAACAGUAAACUGUUGCAAUUGAUUCACUGGGGAUAUUUACACAAGAAUGAUUUAUGUAAAACGUAAAUUAAUUUCAUGUACACAAAUCCAUUCUGCAUAGGUUUCAUAAAGAAGUACUUCGUGAGGGUGAUUACAGACGCAGUCCUUUCUUAUCACCUUUGAUAAUGACACAGAUGUCAGUAAAUCGUGCCUAGAUCAUAAACCAUAAGCUUUUACUGGGAUGUAAUCCAACUCUAACCCAGUUACAGUGCCAUUGUCAGUAAUGAAGAUACAAUUUUAGAAGGAUCACCUGUAUGAACAAUUGUAAAAGAAAAAAGGAUAGAUAUGAUCGUCUCAGUUGUAUUUGAGAACAGACACUAUAACAGAGAUAUUUUAAUGUAACUUUGAAUCAAUAUAUAUUUAUAUAUACAUAUGAAUCAUUUGGAUAAGAGGAAAUCUAUUCAGAACUUUACAAGAUUUUAAUAUUUAGUGUGGUAACUUAUUAGGUUUCGGGUUUGUGAAAUGUAUGUGUUCGUCUGUUUAUUUUCUAUUGUUUUAUCUGUACUCUUAAUAAAUUACAUUGAAGCACUGAUUGCUUUAAAACGC
Messenger RNA from Puntigrus tetrazona (Sumatra barb), 3631 nucleotides. It is a transcript of the gene abcb10, whose product is annotated as ATP-binding cassette, sub-family B (MDR/TAP), member 10. The transcript is spliced from 13 exons. Gene Ontology annotation, cellular component: membrane. The record is from RefSeq and is a predicted model, not a curated record. Lineage: Eukaryota; Metazoa; Chordata; Actinopteri; Cypriniformes; Cyprinidae. Bases 422 to 2557 code for a protein of 711 amino acids. Gene Ontology annotation, biological process: transmembrane transport. Gene Ontology annotation, molecular function: ATP binding; ATP hydrolysis activity; ABC-type oligopeptide transporter activity.